Messenger RNA from Anolis sagrei ordinatus, 2292 nucleotides. Lineage: Eukaryota; Metazoa; Chordata; Lepidosauria; Squamata; Anolidae. The record is from RefSeq and is a predicted model, not a curated record.
CUGAGCAGAGGAUCACAGACAAUGCUCUGUUCUGAAAGCAGCUUCUUCUUUGGGCAAUCUUCCAGCCUGUGUGGCAUUACUUCCUCUGUCAAGCCUGGCCCCUCUUUCAGUUAUGAGUUCAGUGAUGAGACUUCCUGGUCUGUUUGCAAUUGCAACACUGGUGAGCUUCCAGAGGGGAAGCAGAAUGCAUACCUGAUGUGCAAGGGGAGCUUGCCUGGUGGAUUGUGAGAGCCCCUUGCUUGCAACUGAAUAGAUUCCAGUUUGGCCAUGGCCCUUGUAGAGACAAUUCGACUGUGGAGCGAGGGGGUGUCUGCAGCUGACCGCAAAGACUGGCCGGCUGCUCUGUCUGCCUUCACUUCGGUUCCAAAGCCUUCCUCCAAAAUCUGCUUUAACAUUGGCUGCACCCACCUGGUCAUGGGGAAUUUGGAUGAGGCACAGCAGGCCUUUACCAGGAGCACCAACAAUGACAGACACUUAGCAGUGGCAUAUUUCCAGCGAGGAAUUGUGGCGUACCAGAUGGAAAAUUAUGAGUCAUCGAUUAAUGACUUAAAAGAAGCUUUGGCUCAACUACGUGGGAACAACCUAAUAGACUACAAGAUCCUAGGCCUGCAGUUUAAGUUGCUUGCUUGUGAGGUGUUAUACAAUAUAGCCCUUGCCUAUGCCAAGUUGGAUGACUGGAAAAAGGCCGAGGAGCAUAUGACAAAAGCAGAGAAACUGAAGACUGGACCGCGACACAGCAAAAUAGAUAAGGCCAUGGCAUCUAUCCUUAAGCAAAGAUUAUUUGAGCCCAUAGUGAUUCCUGAAGGAAAGUUGUUUCGGCCAAAUGAAAAGCAUGUGGCACAGCUGGAGAAGAAAGACUACUUGGGGAAAGCUACGGUUGUGGCGUCUGUGAUAGACAAAGAUGAGUUUGCAGGCUUUGCUCCCCUUCAGCCCCAGGCAUCAGAUCCACCUCCCAGACCGAAAACACCAGAAACUCUUAGGAUGUUGCAGGGACAACCGCACAGAGUCUUAUAUGAAUUUACACCAGAAACAGCAAAUGAGCUACAAGUCCUUCCCGGGAACAUUGUUUUCGUCUUGAAGAAGGAGAAAGACAACUGGGCAACUGUUGUAUUCAAUGGAAAGAAAGGGAUUGUACCUUGCAACUAUUUAGAGCCGAUGGAAAUGCUGAACCAGAGCACCGUCUGGAAGGAAAAUGAUGCUGACUUGGACAUCCCAGCACCACCCAGCAUUGCUGCUCCAGAACGUCCCACCAGGCGCCCUCCUGGUCAGAAGAAAGUGCCAGAGCCUGAUUCCUCAGCUCCAUACAUUAUCAAGGUGCACUAUAAAUACACGGUGGCCCUGCAAGUGAGCCCCGAGCUUUCGUAUAGCAGUCUUUUAGACAAGGUCUGCAAGAAGCUGGAGCUCUCCCCGCAGCACACAACUCUGAGCUACCGGCUUACAAACGAUGCAGAGUUGGUGCCUUUGAGUGAGGAUAAGAUGAAGGACCUGUGGAAUCAGGCAGAGAACAAUUGCUUGACAUUGUGGUGCAGCAGCCAGGAGACGGGAAACGACAAUCCAAACACAGAAAAUGGCGAGGAGGCUCAGGACAAGACGGAAAAUGAGAUGGAAGCAAAUCAAGUUGUAGCGCGAUACAGUUAUGAAGCCAGUCAGCCAGAGGACCUGGAGUUUCAAAAGGGAGAGACAAUACUUGUUCUGGCUCAAGUGAAUGAUGAGUGGCUGGAAGGCAAAUGCAAUGGAAGAGUCGGAAUUUUCCCCAAAUCCUACAUUGAAGAGUAAAAUAGCCAAGAUCCUCCAAGUGAAGUAUGAGCAAACUCAAACUUAAGGAACUCUGAUGUUUCCACUCCUUUUAUAAGGCAGUUCAUCUCAUUAUAAUAUGCCAAAUCCUCUGUUAUAACUGAAGCCUCUAUGUGUGUGGUUAUUAUUCUGCUUUCAUGUUUCUCAGUUGUGAUGCAUACUGGGUUCUUUAGCUUUUUCCUGUCUAAAAAGAAAGCCAGGACAAGUCACAGUAGGCGAGUGAUGGCUGUCCAUUUGUAUCUCUGAAAUAAUGUAAAAUUCAAUAUACAGGGUGAGGCAGCAUAAUUUCCUUUUUUAAAAUGCGUGCCAUUCAGUUGGUUGAAGACGUAGCGGAGCGCUAGUGGUCUCGUUCGAGAGGCGGGAGUAUCAAGUUUUGUCCUGACACAGUUCAGUCGCCAUCCUGCAUUGGAACAGUGAGGAGCAUGCUUUUGCCGUUGAGGUCUACUUUUCGAGCGGAUUUGGAGUGGCCGGCCCACUCUCCAGAUUUGGCCCCUUGUG